AUGUUCAGAGCAAGAGCACCACGACAUUCCGUGGCAUGUUGGGAUGCGACGAGCAAGCGGCGUAGAGAUCAGCUUUCCUUUUUUUUGCUUUGGUGUUCUAGACUGGCUGAGAUCGGAUAUUCAGCUGGUCUGGAACCAAUAUUCCUGUCAAACGUGACAGCCACUGAUCUGUAUGGAUGUAAUAGAUCAUGUGGUAAGUGUGGGAUGAGCUCGGCUCUUACAGCUGACAUUGCUGGGAUUGAGUCGACAUUGUCGCUCCGCUUCGGGGUUUGA
Messenger RNA from Ascochyta rabiei, 273 nucleotides. RefSeq lists its product as uncharacterized. The transcript has a single exon. The coding region runs from base 1 to 273 and encodes 90 amino acids. NCBI's taxonomy places the organism in Eukaryota, Fungi, Ascomycota, Dothideomycetes, Pleosporales, Didymellaceae. The record is from RefSeq and is a predicted model, not a curated record.